GUCCUCAUGUACUUCAAUCGUGGCUCACUGCCGUGGCAAGGUAUAAAGGCAAAUACUAAGCAGGAGAAGUAUCACAAAAUCAUGGAAAAGAAAAUGUCUACUCCGGUUGAAGUGUUGACGAGAGGUUACCCUGCAGAGUUCGCGACAUAUCUGAACUAUUGCAGAGCAUUACGGUUUGAGGAUAGACCGGACUAUGCAUAUCUUCGGAGGUUGUUCAAGGAUUUGUUCAUGCGUGAAGGAUUCCAAAAUGAUGGAAUGUUCGACUGGGCACAGUUGAUCUACUCUGGGAACUCUCGAGGGAUGGCCCACGGGCAGAGGAUAAUUAACCAGGAUACCAUGGCUGAUAAGCGUCGUUCGGAUCAUCGAUUGGCACAACCCCGUACAAG
This is a messenger RNA of Perkinsus marinus ATCC 50983, 386 nucleotides long. RefSeq names its product casein kinase, putative. Lineage: Eukaryota; Perkinsozoa; Perkinsida; Perkinsidae. The annotation marks the transcript as partial. The transcript has 4 exons. Gene Ontology annotation, biological process: peptidyl-serine phosphorylation; signal transduction; endocytosis. Gene Ontology annotation, molecular function: protein serine/threonine kinase activity. The record is from RefSeq and is a predicted model, not a curated record. Gene Ontology annotation, cellular component: nucleus; cytoplasm.